Trichomonas vaginalis G3 is the source of this 1335-nucleotide messenger RNA. RefSeq lists its product as uncharacterized. NCBI's taxonomy places the organism in Eukaryota, Parabasalia, Trichomonadida, Trichomonadidae. The transcript has a single exon. The record is from RefSeq and is a predicted model, not a curated record. Bases 1 to 1335 code for a protein of 444 amino acids.
AUGUCGCUUAGAGCCUCACCAGCGGCAUCAUCAGCUCGAACAAUGACACCAACACUUAAACAAUACAAAUUAGAAGACGCGGAAGAUUCGCAAUCUGAUGAAUCAGAAAUAGAAGUUUGCGUAGAUACAAUUUUCGUUCCUGAUACUGAAGAUUUGUGCUGCCAAAUGCUUCAGUCAAAGUAUCUCAAACAGAAAUACAUGGGUUUAUGGAAAAUUAAGCUCGCAUCACGCUCUACACCUGUUUUUGAUAAAGAUGAGUUCGAAUCAAUCAAAGAACAAUCAAAUAGAAACGCUAGUGUUCAACAAAGACACCAGAGACAUAAAUUCUUAUCACAAUACUCAAAUAUUGCCCGCAUUUCCUUAGAUAAAUUAUUAUUAUCAAGAUUAUUCUCGAGAUGGCUUUCAAGAUUUGAACAAAUUCGUAUUAAAAAGAUUCAAGAAGGAUUUGCCGAGACAUUCAGCCAACGUCGCAUGAAAGAAAAGGCACUUCAUAAGCUUAGAACUUCAUUUAUGCGAACUGUUGAUAAUGCUUAUGAUGAAGCAUCACGAGAUGCAUCACAAGUACAACCAAACAACAGAAUCAAGGAAUUAAUUGCCGAAUUAGAUAGAACUACGAAAGAAAAUAUAGAUUUACAAAAUGAAAUAGAUGUUAAAACAGAAAGACUCAAAGAACUUCAGUCUCAACUCCAGGAUAUUACUGAUGAUGACAGAGAGGCUGAAAAGCGUUUACAACAGGUUCAAUCCCAAACUGAUUCAAUUCAGGCUUCAUUAGUCGAAACAGAGCGAAAAUACCAAGAAGAAAUUGCUACAUUGAGGACCCAGCUUUCUCUUGUCAAAGCUGGCAACAAUGAAGAACUUGAAAGAAUUAAACAAGAAGUUGACCAACAAAAUGCCGAUAGAAUGGCUGCAUCAGCAUUUGUUGAUGCUGCAAUGGCAUCCGCACAAGCUGAGUUUGAAGAACAAUCAGAAAAAUUGAAAGCUGCAGAAAAUAUCGUUAAAAAUUUCCAAGAACUCUUACAAGCUGCUAAAGAUAGAGCAGACAAGUUAGAGCAGAGCCGUAAGAAGAUGGCAGCUGACCUCGAAAGCCUGAAAAUCAGAAAGAAACAUUUAGAAGUUUCUAAAGCUUCUUCUUUGAACCUUGCACAAGAGAAGGAAGACAGAAUUAAGGAAAGACUAUCAAAGGCCAAGGAAGACCUCACAAUUGCAAUGAAUAAAGUUGAAGUUCAAAAUGAACAGAUCCAAAGCCAGAGAGAUGAAAUUAGAAUGCUUCAGGAUCAGAUCCAGAAGACAAAGGCACAAACGGAACAGCUCAGAAUGAAGUUUAUUGGUAAUUAA